Molecule: messenger RNA, 285 nt
Organism: Penicillium malachiteum
Lineage: Eukaryota; Fungi; Ascomycota; Eurotiomycetes; Eurotiales; Aspergillaceae
Exons: 2
Coding region: 1-285 (94 amino acids)
Source: RefSeq, a predicted model, not a curated record
AUGCCACGAGUCCAAAAACGAGUUGCCGUUAUUGGCGCGGGGCCUGCAGGUGCCAUUGUCACUGAUGCACUCGUCAAAGAAGAGACAUUUGAUGUAAUCAGGGUCUUUGAACGUCAGCCCGCCAUUGGGGGGGACUUGCCCGAGAGGAAGUCAAAGAUUCCAUCUCUAGGAGCCCUCCAAGAAAGGAAAGUCGACAGGCCUGUUCCGAUACCACCGGAUCUCCCGUGCUUCACACCUGCCAGUGAAGAUAUCAAUUCACACACAGAGAGAUUCUCAGAUACAUGA